GUUAUAAAGUAUGGAUAUGGAAAUGCCGGCACGGCCGAAGAUUAAUCAACCCUGUGCUGCUUGCCGGAUGCUUCGUCGGAGAUGCGGGAGUGACUGUUUAUUGGCUCCUUAUUUUCCUGCUGAGAAAGCUGAUAACUUUGUUGUGGUUCACAAGGUUUUUGGUGCUAGCAAUGUUAUCAAAAUGCUCCAGAUGGUAGAGGAAAGCAAGAGGGAAGAUUGUGUGAAGAGCAUAGUAUAUGAAGCAAGUGCAAGGUUGAGGGACCCAAUUUAUGGAAGUACAGGAGCAAUCUUUCAAUUGCAGAAGAACCUUAAAGAUCUGGAGCUUCAAUUGGAAUCAACAAGAGCUCAAAUUUAUGAAUCACAGGAACGAAAAGAUCAAUUAUUGAGGAUUCUAAUGGAUAUUCGUCUCCAACGUCCCAUUUCCCCAAUUGAUGAUGUGAUGUUCGAUAGAGGAGAUUUCUUCUUAGACGAUUCUACUACUACAGUGUCAGUUGGUUAUGACCCAAUUGAAUUUCCAUUACAUUGUGAUUGGAUUUUAUGGUGAGAGAGAGAGAGAGAAAGCAGAGAUAGGGAUUAGGGAAGUCUAUAAAUUGAAACAA
This is a messenger RNA of Telopea speciosissima, 599 nucleotides long. Its product is annotated as LOB domain-containing protein 1-like. NCBI's taxonomy places the organism in Eukaryota, Viridiplantae, Streptophyta, Magnoliopsida, Proteales, Proteaceae. The record is from RefSeq and is a predicted model, not a curated record. The transcript is spliced from 2 exons. Bases 11 to 544 code for a protein of 177 amino acids.